AUGUUUGCCCGUCUUCGCGGGCGCUCUGGGAGAGUUGAUUUUGAUGGAGAAGAGUCUAGAGUGAAGCAAACGAAACCUAAAAGUAAUGAUGGACACAGGACGUGGUCAUGUGGAAUGUGGAAGGCCUGCAGACAGACGUCAUCCCCCGAAACUGUCCUAAACAAGGUGCAGGGCAACGAGGAAGAGGAGAGGCUGAUUAGAGAGCUCGAGCUAACUACCCAGGAGAGAAAUGAGCUGAAUGAUCGCCUCCUUUAUGUGACAGAUGUAUCCAUGAACAAGAGCCCCUACUUCAGGCCAAAUCCAUUUUAUGAAAACUUGAAGAUAAAGGAGAAAGAGGUCAUGUCAUUACUGCACAACUUAGACAUAAAGAACACUGAACAUCGUGAGAAAUUUCAGGAGCUCAAGAAGGAGAUUAACUUCUAUCGCAACCUGCAGAGCCGGCUCCUGAUGGACCAGGCAUGUAUGAAGAAGAAGUUGGUCACAUUGAAGCAGGAGAGCAAGGAGUUACAGCGAUAUUUGUUUGAGUUGAACCCGAAUGAUGAAGACGAACAGGAGAAGACCAGCAUCCUCCAGACCCAGCAAAAUUUGGUAGGAACAAGCAGCUGA
Molecule: messenger RNA, 606 nt
Organism: Rattus rattus (black rat)
Lineage: Eukaryota; Metazoa; Chordata; Mammalia; Rodentia; Muridae
Product: disks large homolog 5-like
Exons: 4
Coding region: 1-606 (201 amino acids)
Source: RefSeq, a predicted model, not a curated record